This is a messenger RNA of Sesamum indicum (sesame), 2419 nucleotides long. RefSeq names its product Pentatricopeptide repeat (PPR-like) superfamily protein. Gene Ontology annotation, biological process: RNA modification. NCBI's taxonomy places the organism in Eukaryota, Viridiplantae, Streptophyta, Magnoliopsida, Lamiales, Pedaliaceae. The record is from RefSeq and is a predicted model, not a curated record. Gene Ontology annotation, molecular function: RNA binding; protein binding.
GAAGAGAAUAAAAGGCCAGGGAUGUAGAACCGGGGUCAGACCGAACCGCUGAAAUGCAUUAUGCGAGUGAGCAAACACUCCCCGUUGCUAUCAUUUCCCCGCCAUUUUGUUCCAAGAUUUUGCUGCAGAACCUCUGUAGAGGCGCCACUACUGCUCACCAAGAAAACAUGCAUAGACCUCCUAAAGAGCUGCAAAUGGAUUCCCCAUUUCAAGCAAAUCCAAGCCCAGCUCUUCACCCAUGGCCACCACCAAAACAUCGACGUCCAGCACAAGGUCAUGGCCUUCGCCACUACCGAGGACUUGGCUUACGCUGAAAAGAUAUUUGCUCGAGUUGAACGCCCGACUUUGUUUAUUUACAAUGUGAUGAUCAAGGCACAUGCGAAAUCUGGCAGUUGGAGGAAAGCCCUUUUCUUGUUUGAUGAACUGCGUGUGCGGGGAUUGUGGCCCGAUAAUUACACGUACCCCUUCGUGUUUAAGGCCGUUGGAGGGUUGAGGCUGGUUCCUGAGGGGGAAAAGAUUCACGGGUUUGCGUUAAAAAGUGGGGCUUUGUAUGAUUGUUAUGUUUGUAAUUCGGUCCUGGAUAUGUAUGGGGAGUUAGGUUGUGUGGAGAGCUUGGGUAAAGUGUUUGAUGAAAUGCCCUUGAGAGACUUGAUUUCAUGGAAUGUUUUGAUCUCUGGGCUUGUGAAAUGUAACAGGUUUGAAGAUGCGGUUGGUGUUUAUAGAAGGAUGACACAAGAGUCGAGUUUGCAACCUGAUGAGGCUACGGUUGUAACCACUUUAUCAGCAUGUACGGCAUUAAAGAGUUUGAAUCUUGGUCGUAAAAUUCAUGAGUAUGUAAGUACACAGCUUGGUUUUACGAUGAUAAUUGGAAAUGCACUGUUGGAUAUGUAUGCCAAGUGUGGAUGCCUGGAUAUUGCUAGGGGGAUAUUCGAUGCUAUGCUAGAAAAGAAUGUCAUUUGUUGGACAAGUAUGGUGUCGGCAUAUGUGAAUUAUGGUCAUUUGGAUGAGGCUAGGGCAUUGUUUGAGAGAAGUCCUGUUAGAGAUCUUGUUCUAUGGACGACCAUGAUUAAUGGGUACGUACAGUUUAACAAGGUAGAUGAGGCUAUGACCUUAUUUAGGUACAUGCAAGUGGAUGGAAUUAAGCCGGACAAGUAUACAUUAGUUGCUUUACUCACUGGGUGUGCUCAAUUAGGCGCCCUGAAACAAGGUGAGUGGAUUCAUGCUUACUUGGAGGACAAUGGAAUGACUAUUGAUGCUGUGGUUGGUACUGCUCUUAUAGAGAUGUAUGCAAAAUGUGGUUGCUUAGAGAAGUCCUUGCAGAUCUUUUAUCAAUUGAACCAUAAAGAUACAGCCUUAUGGACUUCUAUAAUAUGUGCUCUUGCUAUGAAUGGAAAAAGUUCGAGGGCUUUACAGUUGUUCUCGGAAAUGAUACGAGAUGGGAUUAGACCUGAUGAUAUCACCUUUGUUGGUGUUUUGAGUGCUUGCAGUCAUGCAGGGCUAGUUGAGGAAGGCCGUAAGCAUUUUGAUUCUAUGACUAGGGUUUACCGGAUUGAGCCAAAGUUGGAGCACUAUGGAUGCCUGAUAGACCUUCUAGGUCGUGCAGGACUCCUAGAGGAAGCUGAGGACUUGAUAAAGAAGGUACCUAAUAAAGAUAACAAGAUUGUCAUCCCACUUUAUGGUGCUUUGCUCAGUGCUUGUAGGAAUUUUGAAAAUGUUGAUAUGGGAGAACGCAUUGCUAAGCAGCUACUGGAUAUUGAAUCCAGUGAAUCCAGCAGUCACACACUUCUGGCUAGCAUUUAUGCUGCUGCCAGCAGAUGGGAAGAUGUAACAAAAGUGAGAAGGAAAAUGACUACCCUAGGAUCCAAGAAGUUCCCGGGAUGCAGUGCACUUGAAAUUGAUGGAAGCAUCCACUAAUUCUUUGUCGGGACCUCACCUGCAGAUGCAAAUGCGAGCUCGAAUCCAUGCUGUGAGAACCACAAAUGCAGGAUGGUACGUUCUGAGAGUGAGAUCUGAAAUUCUCAAGUUCAAAUUCAAUUAUCAGGCAAAAUGUCCAGGUGCAGCAUACUCUGGAUUUCAUGAAGAAACAUGAAAGCUCUAUUGCCAGAGACAGUAAGAGAAACUGCUGCUGGAUGUUAUGUAGAGACAAGAUCAAUUAAAAACGAUGCACAGUAUAAUCCUUGUACAGCUGCGUUGAAGGUCUUGGUCAUAUGUUUCUGUCAACUCCAGGAAUUGCUAACCUAGUUACGCAGCUUGUGCUUUGGCUAAUUUUUUGUAUUGCAAUUAAGGCACAAAAACCAUUUGUGGGUUUCAUUACAUAUCUCAACAGUAGACUUGUAAUAUGCUGCAUAACCAUUUAUGGAUUUGCUCAUGUAUUCUUGUUUCCUCCUAAUUCUUUAAAAACCAAUCUGCACAUUCAAAA